Molecule: messenger RNA, 342 nt
Organism: Emiliania huxleyi CCMP1516
Lineage: Eukaryota; Haptophyta; Isochrysidales; Noelaerhabdaceae
Exons: 2
Coding region: 1-342 (113 amino acids)
Source: RefSeq, a predicted model, not a curated record
AUGCUGCCUCCCUGCGGAUGCUGCCGGCGAGCCUGGCGGUCCGCUGUACUACAAGGAAGUGCUGACUCGAUUCUACCUCGAAUUCUUCUACCCCCACGACUCGGAACGCGAAUUGAGAUCACCCGAGAGCAGCUGAGCCUGCCUCUGGCCUCGCCUCCCUCUCCUUCAGGCAUUCGUGGCAUCCUAUGGGUCGUCCAGAGUAUCGAACUCUGGCUUGUCAGCCGGUCACUUGAUGACACCAUGAAGUACAGCGAUCGCCAUCUCGCUGGCCUCUCCGCAGCCCCCCCCGACCGCGUCGAACUCAUCGGCGCGGGCUCUCUCGGCUACGGGACCGGCCCCUGA